AGGGUCAGGGUGGACAGAAAGUAACUCCUGAAGUGCAGAAUCCUGCCUGAAGAACUCGAUGGGACAAACUAAAGCCUAGACACAGGCCCUCUGGGGGCAUGGGGACCACCUUGCAUAUCCUACUCCAUAUUAAGCUUGCCUGGCCCUCAAGUCCCAUCCUCAUCAUGGCUCCUGGAGAGAAGAUCAAAGCCAAAAUCAAGAAGAAUCUGCCUGUGACGGGGCCCCAGGCGCCUACCAUAAAAGAGCUGAUGCGGUGGUACUGCCUCAACACCAACACCCACGGCUGCCGCCGCAUCGUGGUGUCCCGCGGCCGCCUGCGGCGCCUGCUCUGGGUUCUCUUCACGCUGACGGCCGUGGCCCUUAUUUUCUGGCAAUGUGCCCUCCUCAUCUCCUCCUUCUACACCGUCUCCGUCUCCAUCAAGGUCCACUUCCAGAAGCUGGAUUUUCCUGCCGUCACCAUCUGCAACAUCAACCCUUACAAGUACAGUGCAGUGCGGGACCUUCUAGCCGACUUGGAACAGGAGACUAGAACGGCCUUGAAGAACCUGUACGGCUUUCCAGAGAAUAAGUCUCGAAAACGCCGAGAGGCAGAGUCUUGGACCUCGGCUUGGGAGGGCACACAGCCCAAAUUCCUCAAACUGGUCCCACUGCUGGCUUUCAGUCAGGAUGAGACCAGCAAGGCCAGGGACUUCCUCACAGGGCGGAAGCGGAAAGUCAGUGGGAGCAUCAUUCACAAGGCAUCAGAUGUCAUGCAUGUCCACGAGUCCAAGGAGGUGGUGGGAUUCCAACUGUGUUCAAAUGACACGUCCAAAUGUGCCGUCUACACCUUCAGCUCAGGGGUCAAUGCCAUCCAGGAGUGGUAUAAGCUGCACUACAUGAACAUCAUGGCACAGGUCCCUCUGGAGAAGAAAAUCAACAUGAGCUACUCUGCUGAGGAGCUGCUGGUUACCUGCUUCUUUGAUGGCAUGUCCUGCGAUGCCAGAAACUUCACGCUUUUCCACCAUCCAAUGUAUGGGAAUUGCUACACGUUCAACAACAGAGAAAAUGAGACUAUCCUCAGCACCUCUAUGGGGGGCAGUGAAUACGGGCUGCAGGUGAUCUUGUACAUCAAUGAAGAGGAGUACAAUCCCUUCCUGGUAUCCUCCACUGGGGCUAAGGUGAUUGUGCAUCGGCAGGAUGAAUACCCCUUCAUUGAGGACAUAGGAACAGAGAUCGAGACGGCAAUGGCCACCUCCAUAGGCAUGCAUCUGACGGAGUCCUUCAAGCUGAGUGAACCCUACAGCCAGUGCACAGAGGACGGGAGUGACGUGCCGAUCAGUAAUAUCUACAAUGCUGCAUACUCCCUCCAGAUCUGCCUUCACUCAUGCUUCCAGACAAAGAUGGUGGAGAAAUGUGGGUGCGCCCAGUAUAGCCAGCCGCUACCUCCAGCAGCCAACUACUGCAACUACCAGCAGCACCCCAACUGGAUGUAUUGCUACUACCAGCUGCACCAGGCCUUUGUCCGGGAAGAGCUGGGCUGCCAGUCGGUAUGCCGGGAAGCCUGCAGCUUUAAGGAGUGGACACUGACCACCAGUCUGGCACAGUGGCCAUCCGAGGUUUCUGAGAAAUGGUUGCUGCCCGUUCUCACUUGGGACCAAGGCCAGCAAAUAAAGAAAAAACUCAACAAGACGGACUUGGCCAAACUCUUGAUAUUCUACAAAGACCUGAACCAGAGAUCCAUCAUGGAGAGCCCUGCCAACAGUAUCGAGAUGCUUCUGUCCAACUUCGGUGGCCAGUUGGGCCUGUGGAUGAGCUGCUCCGUCGUCUGUGUCAUUGAGAUCAUUGAGGUCUUCUUUAUUGACUCUUUCUCCAUCAUUGCCCGCCGCCAGUGGCAUAAAGCUAAGGAAUGGUGGGCCCGGAGGCACGCUCCCCCUGGCCCUCAGGGCCAGGACAACCUGGGCCUCGAUAUAGAUGAUGAUCUGCCCACGUUCACCUCCGCGCUGCGCCUGCCUCCAGCCCCAGGCACCGAGGUGCCCGGCACACCGCCUCCCAGAUACAACACACUGCGUUUGGAGAGGGCCUUCUCUGACCAGCUCACAGACACCCAGAUGCCGGCGGAGUCCUGAGGCGGGGAGGGGAAGAGAGAUGUAGCUAGGAGCCCAGCCACGGUCUGAGUUCUCAGACCUGUGUCUCCUGCACACGGAGGGGACCCUUGGCACCCCCUCUGGCUAGGCUUUUCAGAGACAUUGACUAAAAAUCUGCUUUGAACAACAACAUGGGGCCUGGGUGUGUGCAGGAGACCCUUUGGGCCCUGCCCGGCAACCCUCAGCCAUCCAGGGUAAGAAAGAUCCGGCAGCCCAAACCCCUCCCACAUCUGCUACGGAGAGAGAUGGGGGGCGAGGAGAUGGCGCCCGCCCGGACGAAAGCCAGAAGUGAAGGCUGACAGCACUUUCACCAGGUCUUGAGAGAGAAAGACUCCUCCGAAGCCCCAAGUCCAGGGUUUCACCCACUCCCCCAGCCUGGGCUGGGGCCCAAGGACGUGCCCUUAGGUAUCAAGGCCAGACAACCACUACCUAGUGCCAAAGAC
This is a messenger RNA of Neofelis nebulosa (Clouded leopard), 2566 nucleotides long. It is a transcript of the gene SCNN1G, whose product is annotated as sodium channel epithelial 1 subunit gamma. Bases 99 to 2105 code for a protein of 668 amino acids. Gene Ontology annotation, cellular component: membrane. The transcript is spliced from 13 exons. The record is from RefSeq and is a predicted model, not a curated record. Gene Ontology annotation, biological process: sodium ion transmembrane transport. Gene Ontology annotation, molecular function: ligand-gated sodium channel activity. NCBI's taxonomy places the organism in Eukaryota, Metazoa, Chordata, Mammalia, Carnivora, Felidae.